Molecule: messenger RNA, 4610 nt
Organism: Xiphophorus hellerii (green swordtail)
Lineage: Eukaryota; Metazoa; Chordata; Actinopteri; Cyprinodontiformes; Poeciliidae
Product: NACHT, LRR and PYD domains-containing protein 4E-like
Exons: 9
Coding region: 1377-4610 (1077 amino acids)
Molecular function (GO): protein binding
Source: RefSeq, a predicted model, not a curated record
UUUUUUUCAAAACAAAUUUAUUCAUUUAUUUUGUACAAUAUUAAAAUUAAGACAAAACAGUUUCUAUGAAUUAAUUUCAUGAUUAUAAUUACAUCUCCGUGUUUCAAACAUCAUCCAAUAUAAUGCAGUUAAACUAAAUAAAUUAUCUUGUAGAUGUGAUUGAGCAGUGGGCUUCAGUGUCUCUAACGGACCAUCUGGUUCUGAUUGAAGCUCCAUCAGAUCCUCCUUGGAUGGUCAGAGUGGAAAUGAUUCCUGGUUUUUCUCCAUAUCAGAGCUCAACACUAAGAUCACCAAACUUCUCUCAGUCAUUUCAAACCAACAUAUUGGUCUCAGAAACAAAUCUUUCUGCUCUUUAAAGAAGGCUGGACAUUAUUCAGGAGGAUCAAUGAUCAGGAACAUGUUGGAGGAUUGGACCGGUUCUGAUAGGAAUCAUUUAGAACAUCAGGUUCAUGAUCUGUCUGGUUCUGUUGUGUCUCACAGCUCUUUAUUUUACAAACGGUCACAAUAAAAUUAAUCUUUAAAACAGAACUCCACAGAAAGUUCUUAGAGUUUUUUUUUACCAGGUUCCAUCAGAGUUUCACACAAGAAGAAGAACCAGAACCCAUCUGUGUGUCCUUUAAAAGCAACAAUUCAAUGGAUCAUAAGAUUGACUUUAAAUCUCCUGGACCGCCAUCAUCAGAGAGGUGCACCGUUACUAAUUGUUGUAACUGUAGAAAUAGAACCAGUAAGAACUCAGAUGUUCCCAGUUAUAUUUACAGAGAGGUUUGAUCUAUUAUCUACAAAAAUCAGCUGCUCUGUUUUAAUGAAAACACCAUCUUAUCUUCAUCACUGGGGUGUUGAUGAUGAUGUUCUGCUGCUUCCUGGCUCCAUGUCAGACUGUGGAAGACAUUUCCAUGACCUCCUCCAUGUCCACAUCACCUCAGAUCUAUUCAUAGGAACCUGAUGGAUGUCCCACACUGUCCUGAAGAUCUGUGUGGACAGAGCCUUCAUUUCCACUGUCCCCAACCUCUGGGAAAAUGUCUCCACCAGCAUCAGAUCUGCUGACAGUGUGGACUGUUAGAAGUCCACUUUCAGUACCAACUUUUUGAAAUGUCUACUGGGUGUUUCUGGUGUUACUGGUCUCCAUUGUUGUAGUUAAUAUUCCACCUAACUUCUUUGUAUUAUUUUUAUGUGAUGCUCUGUUUUUCUGCUUUAUGGAAUUUUAAUGUCAAAGUCUUGGUGAUUCAAUCUGUGAAUACUGAUGAAUGAAUAUUUCCUGACUUCCUAAUUGUUCCUGGUUCCUCCACAGAGUGGACCAGCAGAGCUCAGAGGUUCCCAGUGGUCUGUCUGCCCAGCAGAAACAAACACAGCUUCAUGCUGUGUUUGACUCCAUAUUUAUGCUGCUGGAGGACAAUAUUGUCACUUUUGUGAAGAAAGAACUGAAGAAGAUCCAGAAAGAUCUGAGUCCAGAUUACCCAGAACAUUCAGAGAGUCAGAGAGAUGACGAUGUGUUGGAAGCUGAUGAUGAAGAACAGAGGAGGAGCAGCAGAGAGGCAGUGAUGAAGAUCACACUGAACUUCCUGAGGAGGAUGAAGCAGGAAAAGCUGGCUGACUGUCUGCAGAGCAGACAUUUUGCUCCAGUUUGUCAACAUCAACUUAAAUCUGGUCUGAAGAAGAAGUUCCAGUCUGUGUUUGAGGGAAUUGCUAAAGCAGGAAGUCCAACCCUUCUGAACCAGAUCUACACAGAGCUCUACAUCACAGAGGGAGGAACUGGAGAGGUCAAUGAUGAACAUGAGGUCAGACAGAUUGAAACAGCAUCCAGGAAAACACACAGACCAGAAACAACAGUCAGACAAGAAGACAUCUUUAAAGUCCCACCUGGAAGAGAUCAACCAAUCAGAACAGUGAUGACAAAGGGAGUGGCUGGCAUUGGGAAAACAGUCCUAACACAGAAGUUCACUCUGGACUGGGCUGAAGACAAAGCCCACCAGAACAUCCAGUUCAUAUUUCCAUUCACGUUCAGGGAGCUGAAUGUGCUGAAAGAGAAAAAGUUCACCUUGGUGGAACUUGUUCAUCAUUUCUUUAGUGAAACCAAAGAAAUCUGCAGCUUUGAACACUUCCAGGUUCUGUUCAUCUUUGAUGGUCUGGAUGAGAGUCGACUUCCUCUGGACUUCCACAACAAGGAGAUUCUGACUGAUGCUACAGAGUCCACCUCAGUGGACGUUCUGCUGACAAACCUCAUCAGGGGGAAACUGCUUCCCUCUGCUCUCCUCUGGAUAACCACACGACCUGCAGCAGCCAAUCAGAUCCCUCCUCAGUGUGUUGGCAUGGUAACAGAGGUCAGAGGGUUCAACGACCCACAGAAGGAGGAGUACUUCAGGAAGAGAUUCAGAGAUGAGGAGCAGGCCAGCCGGAUCAUCUCCCACAUGAAGACAUCACGAAGCCUCCACAUCAUGUGCCACAUCCCAGUCUUCUGCUGGAUUACUGCUACAGUUCUGGAGGAUGUGUUGGAGACCAGAGAGGGAGGAGAGCUGCCCAGAACCCUGACUGAGAUGUACAUCCACUUCCUGGUGGUUCAGACCAAAGUGAAGAAGGUCAAGUAUGAUGGAGGAGCUGAAACAGAUCCACACUGGAGUCCAGAGAGCAGGAAGAUGAUUGAGUCUCUGGGAAAACUGGCUUUUGAUCAGCUGCAGAAAGGAAACCUGAUCUUCUAUGAAUCAGACCUGACAGAGUGUGGCAUCGAUAUCAGAGCAGCCUCAGUGUACUCAGGAGUGUUCACACAAAUCUUUAAAGAGGAGAGAGGUCUGUACCAGGACAAGCUGUUCUGCUUCGUCCAUCUGAGUGUUCAGGAGUUUCUGGCUGCUCUUCAUGUUCAUCUGACCUUCAUCAACUCUGGUUCUGACGUGAUGAAAGAAACUCAAAUAUCUAAGGAAUCUUCAUUACUUAAUAAAUCUGACCUAAAAUCUCUCCAUCAGAGAGCUGUUGACCAGGCCUUACAGAGUCCAAAUGGACACCUGGACUUGUUCCUCCGCUUCCUCCUGGGACUUUCACUGCAGACCAAUCAGAGACUCCUACAAGGUCUGCUGACAAAGACAGGAAGUAGCUCACAGACCAAUCAGGAAACAGUUCAGUACAUCAAGGAGAAGAUCAAUGAAAAUGUGUCUGCAGAGAAAAGCAUCAAUCUGUUCCACUGUCUAAAUGAACUGAAUGAUCGUUCUCUAGUGGAGGAGAUCCAACAGUCUCUGAGUUCAGGAAGUCUCUCCACAGAUAAACUAUCUCCUGCUCAGUGGUCAGCUCUGGGUUUCAUCUUAGUGUCAUCAGGAAAAGAUGUGGAUGUGUUUGACCUGAAGAAAUACUCUGCUUCAGAGGAGGCUCUUCUGAGGCUGCUGCCAGUGGUUAAAGCCUCCAACAAAGCUCUACUGAGUGUCUGUAACCUCUCAGAGAGAAGCUGUGAAGCUCUGUCCUCAGUUCUCAGCUCCCAGUCCUCCAGUCUCAGAGAACUGGACCUGAGUAACAACAAGCUGCAGGAUUCAGGAGUGAAGCUUCUCUCUGCUGGACUGAAGAGUCCAAACUGCAACCUGGAAACUCUCAGCUUAUCAGGCUGUUUGGUCUCAGAGGAAGGCUGUGCUUCUCUGGCCUCAGCUCUGACCUCCAACCCCUCCCAUCUGAAAGAGUUGGACCUGAGCUACAAUCAUCCAGGAGACUCAGGAGUGAAGCUGCUGUGGGCUGGACUGAAGGAUCCACACUGGAGACUGGAAGCUCUCAGGGUGGAGCCUGCUGGAGUCCCAUUCUUGACACCAGGUCUUAGGAAGUAUUCCUGUCAACUCACCAUCGACACAAACACAUUGAGCAGAAACCUCAAACUGUCUGAAGACAACAGGAAGGUGACACAUGUGAAGGAGCUUCAGUCAUAUCCUGAUCAUCCAGACAGAUUUGAUUACUGGAAUCAGCUGCUGUGUAGAACUGGUCUGACUGGUCGCUGUUACUGGGAGGUCGAGUGGAGAGGAGAUGUUUAUAUAUCAGUGAGUUACAGAAGAAUCAGGAGGAAAGGAGGCAGUAGAGACUGUUGGUUUGGAUGUAAUAAUCAUUCCUGGAGUCUGAGCUGCUCUGAUGAUGGUUACUCUGUCUGGCACAAUGACAUAAAAACUUGUCUCUCCUCCUCCUCUGUCUCUAACAGAGUAGCAGUGUAUGUGGACUGUCCUGCUGGCAUUCUGUCCUUCUACAGAGUUUCCUCUGACUCACUGAUCCUCCUCCACACCUUCAACACCACAUUCACUGAACCUCUGAUUCCUGGAUUUAGGUUCUGGAGGUCCAGUUCUGGUUCCUCAAAACUCUGGGCGGAAACCGAAACCAGAGUUCUCAAAAUGAGCCCAGAGACGAUUAUACUCCAGGGGAACACCAUCUUCAAAGACCUGAUGAAGGAGUGCAAGAAGGUAGAGAACAUCCUCCUUCUCCUGGAGGCAGGAACCCCGAUACUAGAGAGAAAUGUCCUGGAACACCGUAAACGUUUCCACCUGAAACUCUUUCCAGGUUCCAAGGUGAAGCCAAGGUCGACUGGAGUCAUUUCCAGGUAUUUCAUGGACAUCAUUCGCUCUUCUUCAUCUUCCGUCCUCCAUUGUUGCAGGAACUGA